CAAUGCCAAGAUUAUGAAUAAUGUCUCUUAAAAAUUUUUUUUUCUCCUUUUCCUCCUUGGAUUCCAAAGAGGGAAGGGCCUAUAUUAGUGUAUCCUGUAUAGGUCUAUUACUUAGAUUUCAGAUCUUAGAAAUUGUUCUCUUGUUUCCUCUCAAAUUCCUACCCUUUCCAGUGUUCCGGAAAUUUAAAACCCUUUCUUGUCUAUACCAAGCCAAAUGGGCCACCUGUGGUUGAAGUUCCCAGUCCACAUGUCAGAAAAUGCCAAAGGUUGUAAAGAAUGUGCUGAAGCCAAAGGACUGGAAUGGCCCAUCUAGCUGUAUGGGAGUUUUCCUCUUCCCACUGGGAAAAACAGAGCAAGAGCUAGACAGCAAUUUCAUACCCAUACUUGGAUUCUAAGUAGGUAGUGUAUCCCAAAACUUUGUUUUAAGGUAGGUGUUGGUGUCUUGUUUUCCCAGGUUAUUACCUGUAUUCCAUUAUUAUUAGCUUUGGUUUUUGUGUUGAAUAUCUGACCAUUUUUCUUAAUUCUGCUGAUAACAUACCUGACUAUAAACAUAUAUUAAUUUUAUCCAUAGAAAUCCAUCCAAAUUAAAAAAAAAUCUCCUUACCAGCCCCUCUCUUUACAUAGUGUUGCUAAAAAAAGAAGGCAGUUCCUAGAUCCUUUAUAUUUAGACAUAAGAAGAACCUUAGGGAUUAUCUAGUCCAAAACUCAUUUUAUGGAUGACAAAACUGAAGUCCAGAGAAUUUUUAAGUAAUAUGCCCAAGAUAACAGAGAUCCUACAUUUCAAAUAAGAACCCACAUCAACUGACAGUUUGGUUUGGGAUUGAAAUUUAGAGCUCCACAUGUGAAUGAGUUAGAUUUUAUUUUAUGUUAUUUUAAAAUUAUUAACUUCUGUCUCAGUAUCAGUUCUAAGACAGGAGAGCAAGGGCUAGGCAAACAAAGUUAAGUGACUCAUGCAGGGUCAUACACAUCUAGGAAGUGUCCAAGGUCAUAUCUGAACCUAGGUCCUUCUAACUCCAGGCCAGGUACUCUAAUCCACUGUACUACCUAGCUCCUUCCAGAAGGUAUUAAGAUUUUAAACAUUUAAAAAUCUAGUAUGUGACCUACUGUCCUCAUAAGGGUGUUGUGAGGAAAAUUAUUUGUAAAUUGUAUAUUUAUCAUGUACUUACACACAUACAUGCACAAAUAGGUACAUAUAUAUUUGACCAGACCUAUAAUUUCACCAGUGUAGGGAAAAGGUAAAGAACUCCCUCUACCACUAUACAUAAAUAAAUACCUUCCCUGAGCUUAGAGUCUUAGAUAGCUACUUGUGGUAUUGAGAGAUUAAGUGAUUUGCUGAGGGUCAUACAAACUAAUAUAUGGCAGAAGUCAGUUUUGAACUCAGAUCUUCUUGACUCUGAGGUCAGCUUUUUAUAAUCCUCAUGGAUAGUAUUAAAAUAAUCAUAAUAACUGGCAAUUCUAUGAUGCUUUUAAAUUUGCAAAGCACUGUACAAAUAUCAUCUCAGAGAAGACUCACACCAACCUUUUGAGGUAGGUGCUAUUUUAUCUAUUUUUUAUAGAUGAGGAAACUGAGGCCACAGAGAGGUCAGAUGACUUAUUGAGAGUCACAAAACUGGUAAGUGCCUGAAUCAGGAUUCAAAAUCAGAUCUUUCCUCAUUCACCUACCUCCAUUAAUUAAAUUAAAUUAAAUUAAAUUUUUACAUAUUUUAUAUUUAUUAAUUUAGCACAUAAAUUAAUUUAAUUAAUUAUAAUUGUAAUUCAUUGUAACAAAUAUUUUCUGCUGAUCAUGUGUGAAAUGGGGAUUGUCAUUGAGGAUACAAAGACACUUCUUUUGGCAUCCAUAAAGUGAGGGAGUUGGACUAGAAUAUGUCUAAGGAUCUUUCUCAAUCUUUCUACAAGGCCGAUUGAAUGGAUGGCCCCAUCUAGGAUUCCAAAUCGAUUGCUUUUUCCUGUAUACCGUCUUGCUCUUGAUAGUAGUGAGAAUGAAGAAGCCAAAGAAAUCGUGUCUCCAAAAUGUUAUUUUCCAUGUUUUUUUCUAAAACUUGCAGGGGUUUGUGGCCUGAUUUCUCGCAGACCUAUUGGCCGAGUUCCUCAGGCUCUGAUCUUCACACACCUGUACUAGUUUGCAUGGCUACUGUGUCCUUUGUGGGCUCGCUACAUGAGCAAACCUCUCUGGGAGAAAUAAAUCUUCACUGAACCGGCUCCAUGCCAGCUGCCUUUGGGGCUGCUAUGAAAACAACAUCCUUUCUGCGAUUAACAUUGUUUCUGAGCAGAAUUCUUUCAAUCGCCUUAAACGCCAACCACCCACUUUAAAACAACGGGAGGAACCACACGGAGGCUUUUGCCUCACUGACUGAGAUAAGGCACUUGCCAUAUUGUGCGGAAAAUUUAAUUAGGCUAAGUGAAACAAUUGGAACGGCAUCCUGCCCCGAGAAGGAAAGGGAAUUAACCUUUGUCUGCUGCUGCUGUGCCCAAGGUCACAGUAUUGGGAAGAAUGUCAUCUGUGACCGAACAGCUACACCCCUGGAUGCCUUCCGGAUGAUGUCAGCUGCCCACUACUACCCCAAACUCAUGAGCAUCAUGGGCAAUGUCCUGCGCUUCCUGCCGGCUUUUGUGCGUAUGAAGCAGCUCAUUCAGGAAGGUUAUGUAGGGGACCUGCUGGUAUGUGAGGUUCAGGUACACAGUGGGAGCCUCCUGGGCAAGAAGUACAACUGGAGUUGUGAUGACCUGAUGGGAGGUGGGGGCCUGCACUCCGUGGGCACUUAUAUUAUUGACCUACUGACCUUCCUCACCAGUCAGAAGGCAGUGAAAGUCCAUGGGCUGCUCAAGACUUUCGUGAAGCAGACAGACCACAUCAAGGGCAUCCGCCAGAUCACCAGCGACGACUUCUGUACCUUCCAGAUGGUGUUAGAGGGUGGUGUGUGCUGCACUGUGACCCUCAAUUUUAAUGUGCCAGGAGAAUUCAAGCAGGACAUAAUUGUGGUGGGUUCUGCUGGGCGACUGAUGGCAGCUGGCACAGAUCUUUAUGGCCAGAGGAACAGUGCCCCACAGCAGGAACUCCUGCUCCAGGAUGCCACUCCUGUCAGCAACUCUCUUCUGCCAGAGAAAGCCUUUAGUGACAUCCCCUCACCGUACCUACGGGGUACCAUCAAAAUGAUGCAGGCAGUACGGCAGGCUUUCCAGGACCAGGAAGACCGACGGACCUGGGAUGGGCGGCCCCUCACCAUGGCUGCCACCUUUGAUGACUGCCUCUAUGCUCUGUGUGUGGUAGACACUAUCAAACGGUCUAGCCAAACAGGGGAGUGGCAGAACAUUACCAUUAUGACUGAGGAGCCAGAGCUGAGCCCUGCCUACCUGAUUAGCGAGGCCAUGCGCAGGAGCAGGAUGUCUCUAUAUUGCUAGCAUGGGUUAGGGACAGGAGUGAUAUAGGAAAUUUGGGGAUGACUGGGGGCAGUGACUUAAGGGAGGUGGGGAAAGAAUGUAGCUGAAUACUUUUGGGAAGGGUGGAGAAAAUAAAAUUCCUUCUUUGCUGUAAAAAAGAAAACCCAAGGGUUUGUGGGAAGUGGACCCCAAAAGGGAUUCUUUGUGGGCAUGAACUAACCACAAGAGGAUUCAGAGUCCUGAGCUGCACACGUCUGGUCAGCAGCCAGUAGUACUAGCUGGCUAAGUUCUCAGUGGAAAUUCCUAUGUGGUUUUUCUGCCUCUUUUGCUUUUGUAUUUACUGUGAAAGAGAGAGGGCUUCUCCCCCCCCCCCCCCCCCCUUUACCCUUCUCUGCCCUCUCUCUGUAUCACUUUUCUCUACAUGUGGCUCUACAUCCCACAUAUACAUCCCUCCCAGUUUUCCUCCCCAGCCACAUGGUGCUGUUAGAUCAGGCUGCAUUCAAUGGUUAGCUCUGUUUGCUGCUGGCAUGAAUGGCCUUCCUUCCCCAUACCCGAUCCUGGCACCAUGUGGUCCUGCAAUCUUCUGCUAUGUCCAUUUUUCUCUAGAGGAAAAGGUUGUGCAGAAUGAGUGUGAGUGUAUGGGUGUGUGUGUGAGAGAGAGAGAGACAGACAGAGAGAGAAUAGAGGAGUGUAAGGGGAUUGUCAAGUAUGAUGAUUUGGAGGCUGGGCAGCCAUUUUUUAGAUUAUUUCUAGUGUUUGAAAGAGAGAGCAUCCCAAACCUAUGCUGUAGGGAAGAGUAUAGCUUUUCUGGAUGAGCCCUUUCCACUCACAGUCUGCUUCUAGGUUGUCAGUGAGGGUCCUUUCAAAAAUUAGCUACACCAUUUUUUUCCUGUUACUCUGAUAACUUGAUAGGAGCAUCAUGGAUGAGAAGCAGAAAGUAGGGCUCCCUUUGUUUUCUUUAAACAAAGUUGGGUUAGGAGACAGGGUAGAAUUGAACAAGUCAUCCGAAUCCAUCAACAGUUUGAAUAACUAUAUUGAAACCUCCCUAUAAACUCAUUAGAUUUUAAUACAAGUUUGGACUAGGAUUAUAGGUAACAAAGAGAACAUUAAGUUUCUCUAAUAUGCUUUUUUCUGCCAAGGUGGCUACACAGCUCAAAUCCCAAGUGUAUGUAGUAUUAUAUAGCACCCAGUGAGGUCCAGGUCUGCUUAGCUGAUAGCCCAUCUGCUCUUGGUACAGAAUGAGCAAAAAUGGGUGGCUUGACAUGGUAGGUAUAACAGCUAGACUCAACUUAAAAAUCACAAUACUUAUGGAAUUGUUUUUGAACUAUAUCAAACCUCUCUCUAUUCAUUUAGAAAAGUGAAGAAAAAAAUAUUCCAGAAAAGUUGCUCGGAUUUUUUCCCCUCAGGCUUGAAAGAGAAAGACCUGGUUAGUCCCCCCUAUCUUUCUAAAAAGAAUCCUUUCUUCUCUACCUCCUUUUCUUUGAUACUAGGAUCCAGGUCAGCACCUGAUAGAUUUUUGGUUAUGGCCUUUUAUAAUGCAAUCAAAGGGCACACUUUUCAAGGUUUCCUUAGUUUGAUGGGGUUUGAUCCCUCUGAUUUAGAACUACCCCCUUCAAAACUCCCCUUCCUUGGACAAAUUACUUAGCUUCUCUGUGCCUCCAUUUUCUAAUCUGUAAAAGGAGGGUGUUGGACAAAAUGACCUCUAUGGUCCCUUCCAGCUCUAAAUCUGUGAUUUAUACUGGGUUGACAGUAUAAAGUCAUUGAUAUUGUGUUGCUUUCCUCUCUGUCACAGACCCAUGCUGAGGGAAAGCAGCUGACCUUUAUUGGGGAUGGUAAGAACUUUGAGCUACUUCUCAGUUCACUAAAAGUAAGAUUAGAAGACAUUUCUAGAAGGCAUCUGGUACAGCCCAUUGCAAUUAGAGAGAUGCAUAUUUAAAAUGACUGGGAUCAUUAGCUUCUUUUCUUCCCCCUGACUCCCUACCACAGAGGAUCCCUGGGCUUCUAUAGUAUAUUCAUUCAAUUAUUUAAAAUGCCACUGGAAAUAUCCUCCAGUUUCCACUUAAAAGGAUUAAACUUGAGUAUCAUCCAGGUUGAAACAAUUCACCCUCUCUGCUAGGGACCUAACUGUAGCAUCCUUUGUAUUUUAGUCAAUGACUUAAAGCCAUUAUGUAAGGAGUACCAGGAUCUCACUAAAGUAGCUUCAAAAUAGGAAAUUUGGUAGAAUUUAGAAGUCUCAGCAGUGCCAUUUCUUUGAGGCAAUUACUCAUGGCUGGACUUCUCAUCCUUCUUUUCCUCGAUUUUAGUGAUAGGGAAGGGGUUAUUAGAAUGCUAGCAUUUGAGUAAAUAGAUUCUGUUCCUGAGUGAAAAGGUGUUUAAAUCCCAGCCUAGUUGAAAAGAGAUGGUUGUCAGCAGGGAGAGAGAGAGAGGUAAGGGCAAACUGGGCUACUCUUUUUGUUUCAAAAUUCCAAGUCACAUGCUAAAAUUAGGAAAAGUCUUGGUAACUCCCUAUAACACUAGGGAGAUUUUUUUUCCCCAAAGCGUUUAUAGUAGAAAUUUAGGGUCCUUUUUGGUAGCCUCUGAGUGCCCCUUUGAAGACAGGCUGUAAAAGGAAUGUGUAUUUUCUAGUUAAGAAAACACAGAAGUGGACAUUUUAACUUGGCAAAUCCCAAAGAGUGGCUUCUGGAAUGCCUUUGGUACAUGUAUAGGAAAGAGAAAUGACUAAAGGUAGUAUGGCUCUUUUAGUUAAGUCAAUAAAAACCAACAUGACUCAGUUCUCAGGCCUUAACUUCUGCUCCAGUGCCAACAGAGUCAUACUUUUGGCAGAUAGAGAAGAAAUAAGUAAUGGUUUUUAAAAAGAUUUAUAUUAAAUCUGGCUUCAAAUACUUUCUAGCUGUGUGUGACCCUGGGCAAGUCACUGAACCCCAGUUUUCUAGUCCAUACUGCUCUUCUGUUUUGGAACUGAUACUUAGUAUUGAUUCUAAGAUGAAAGAUGAGUCUUUUUUUUUUUUAAAGAUUUGUAUGGAUAUCUCUUGUUUUCAUAUUGCUUAGAUUUCUCCCCCUGUAUUUCUCUUUUUCCUUCUCCCAGAGACACAUCCCUUAUAAUAGUGAUUUUUAAAUAAAGGGAAAAAGGAAGAAGAAAAAAAUUCAAUAAAACAGACCAAUAUGUUUUUUGAAAUCUGAUGUUAUAUGUAAAGUUCCACAUCAUGGAUCUCAAACUCAUAAAAAAGAAUCUGGGGGAGGUCUCUGCCCAUAUUUUCAAAUUUCCUGGCAUGCUGGAACUAGAAUCCCAGAGGCUAUUGGGGCAUCUGGUAAACCUGAAUUGUCCCAGCAAUUGCUGACCUUUUUCUGCCUGUUUGCAGUGUUACCAGAGGAAUUACCAGGGGAAGGAAGCUACCCUUCCAUUUUGCUUAAAAUUCUGCUCCCGGUUGCUCUGCUGAUUUGCCCCUGCCCAGUUAGGAACUAUGAAAUAAUACAAAAAAAUUUAUCUCCAGAUAUUUUAUGGAAAGAAAUAUAGGAGAUUCUGCUACUAAGACUGCGAAGACUUCAUUAAAGUACCAGUGCAUUUAUGGGCAGGACACCCAUAAAUUCCCUGACUGAGGGAACUGGGCUAAUCCUGCUAGCACCAAGCUCAGGAUGAUGGGAUGUCCCUGAUGGGACUCCUCAAUGAUUCUUGAAGAUCAUAGAAUGUCAGUUGGAAAAAACUUCUCAGGUUAUCUAAUCCAAACCAUACUAAAGGUAUUACAUCUGCAGCAAGCUUUUCAAUCUCUAGCUGAAGACAUUCAGAAAUGGAGAACUUACUACUUCCUAACCCAGUCAAUUUGAUUUUUAGAUCGCUUUACUUACUAGUUUUUCACUUGGAGUGAAACUAAAGCUUUCUCUUCUAUACCUUCUGCCCAUCACUUCUAGUUUCAUGGCCCAUCCCUCUCCUUUACUCACUUUUUUUUCCCAGGAAAUCUAUUCCCAGUUACUUUAACCAUGAUUUUGAAUUCCCUUUACUAGUCACUCUUCUCUGGGUGCAUUCCAGACUAAUAGCAUUCCUAAAAUGUGACACUUAUAAAUAACAAUAUUAGAGAUAAGAUCUGAAUAGAGCAAAAUGAAACUUGCCUAUCUUGUUCUGAACACCAUAUUUCUAGUAGUAUGGUAUAAUAGUACAUUGAUUUUUUUUUUUUUGGUUGUCAUGUCACACUGUUGACUCAUAUUGAGUUUGAGGUAUACUAAAACACAUUCAUUUUUUUCCAUGAGCUAUUAUCUAGCCAUCUUAUUCUUAGGCAAAUUAAUUUUGAAAUUUUGUAUCCGAUUAUAGGAGUUUGCAUAUAUCACUUUAAAAUUUUAUAUGAACUAAUUUGGCCCUUUGCUCAAGCUUGUCAGGAUCUUUUUGGAUCCUGGACUCAGCAUCUAAUGUAUUUUUUUUAAACAUUUUCCUUCUGUCUUAGAAUCAAUACUGAAUAUUAGUUCCAAGGCAAAAGAAUGAUAAGGGAUAGGCAAUUGAGUUUAAGUUAUUUGCCCAGGGUCACACAGUUAGACAGUUAUCUGAGGCCAGAUUUGAACCCAGGACCUCCGGUUUCCAGGCCUGGCUCUCUAUCCAUUCAGCUACCUAGUUGCCUCUAAUAUAUUUUCUAUUUCCUUCAAAUUCAUAUCUCAUGAAAAUUUGAUUUAUAUAACAUCUGUGCCUUCAUUCAGGUCACUGACAAAAAUGUUAAGUAGAAUGGGGCCAAGGACAAAGCUCUGGAAUACUACUGAAGACCUCUAUGCUCUGCCAUUCUUCCCUUUGGGGUGGGGCUCAGCCUUCAUUCAGGUAGCCAAAUGUCUGAUUUUCAGCCAAGAUCUUUCUACUUUGUCUUGCUGAUAUUACAAUAGGCUUUACCAAAUGCCUUGCUGGACCCAGUGAGAUGUGAUGUGCAAAGCAAUCCUCACAGCACUAUAUAAAUGCUAGAUGAUAAAUUACUAAUGUCUAUCUGAUCUUCCACUCAGCUACUAGUUGAAUAACCAAAAAGGGUAAUGAGGUUAUUCUGACCUGACUUGCUCUUAGUGAACCUUUGCUGCUUUCUAGUGAUUACCCUUUUCUACAUCAGUCAGAUCAAUUCAUUUCUCCACUCGGUAGAAGGCAACCUUCCAUUUGGUUUAUUCAACCUUUUGGAAUGGAUGUUGAUAGCAGUUAAGUAGGCAAAGGUAGCAUGGUCAGUUCAGAGCUAGAAGAGAUCUGGAAAGUCAACUAGUCUAACUCUCUCCUUUGAGUCAUCAUUGAUGCUCAUUGGUAGGAAGUGGUAGAAAUAGGAUUUGGGCUUGAGGUUUCUGAUUUCACAUCCCUUCCUCUUCUCUCAUAUUUUGAUGUGUCUCAGGAAUAUAGCAUUUUAUCAGUGGCUUCUUUUACUGGAGCAAAGAUCCCUCUCUUUUCCUGAUGACUUGAUGAGAAUAUUUUCCUGCCUGCUCAUAUCUGAGUAAUUAAGGUCUCUCUCUACUAAACUGUGACACCCGUCCUCCUGUUUUAUAGGAUGCAGUGCUUGAUGUUGGGCCAAAACAGUAUUGAACUGCAAAAAGAAAGCUUUUCCCCCUUUCAGAAUGGAAAUGUCACUCCCUUUAAAAUCUUCCUUUCUGAGUUAAUUUUGAUUGCAGGCUAUGCAAGAAACCACAGAGCUAAGUGUUUUCCAAAAACUCAUGACUGACUUAUUAGAUCCUUUUUUCUUAUUUUCUGGCUUGCUCUGGUUUAAAUAUAAUAAGGGGAUAAAAAAAUCUUGUCUCAGUAAAUGGCACUUGUUGUAUUCAUUUGUAUAUGUACCCAAAGCCCAAGCCCUGGGAAAAUUUGCCUUACCCUAGAUCUUUUUUUUUGUUAUUAAACCCUUACCCCCAGUCUUAGAAUCAAUACUAUGUAUUGGUCCCAAGGCAGAAGAAUGGUAAGGGCUGGGUAAUAGGGGUUAAGUGACUUGUCCAGGGUCACAUAGCUAGGAAAUGUCUGAAGCCACUUUUGAACCCCAGACCUCCCAUCUCUAGACCUGGCUCUCAAUCCUCUGAGCCACUUUGCUGCUUCCCUUGUCUGGAAUCUUAUCAUAAAACUAUCACAUACAUUUUUUUUGCUCCAUUAUUUUUUUCCUUAAAAAUUUUCCCAAUUACAUAUAGAAACAAUUUUUGACAAUUGUUUUCUAACAUUUCAUGAGUCAGAUUCUCUCCCUCAUUCUCUCUCCUUGAGGUAGUAAAUAGUCUGAAAGAAGUUAUUAUAGUACUUUCCUGCAGUUCCUGUUUCCAUAUUUCCCAUAUCGUGACAAGAUAUAUUAAAAAAAAAACAUAAAAAAGACAUACCAUAAAAAACUCAUGAAGUGAAAGAUAGCAUGCUUUGAUCUGCAAUCAGAUUCCAUUAGUUCCUUUUUUGGAUAUAGCAUAAUAUUCUAACCAGUAGCUGUGUCCUGCAUGGAUGUUCAACAGGGCUUAAACCCAUUGGGAUCUAUCAUAAGAUAAGAUCAUAGACAAUUAGAGCUGGAAUGGACCUUCAAAUUAAUUUUGUCUUUCCCUUUCAAUUUACAAAUGAAAAACUGAGGCUUAAGAAAAUGAAGUCAUGGGGGCAGCUGGGUGGCUCAGUAGAUUGAGAGCCAGGCCUAGAGAUGGGAGGUCCUAGGUUCAAAUCUGGCCUCAGACACUUCCCAGCUGUGUGACCUUGGGCAAGUCACUUGACCCCCAUUGCCUAGCCCUUACCACUCUUCUGCCUUGGAGCCAAUACACAAUAUUGACUCCAAGAUGGAAGGUAAGGGUUUUUAAAAAAGAGAAAAAAAAGAAAAUGAAGUCAUUUGUCCAAAGGUUUAAAACUUAUUAGUAUCAGGACUGAUGCUGGAACUUGGCUCUAUUGACUUCCAGUUCAAAAUUCUUUGAAGUCUAAUAUUGCUUUUCUGAUCUGGUCAGUGUCUUUGUAGUCAUGGAGCAAAAAGAUUGAGGGGGGUGGUAGUGACCAUCAGAGGAGAAGGCAAAUCUGCUUGCUGAGAGCAGGAAAAAAAAAAAGAUAUAUCUAUAUCAUGAUAAUGAGAUUUUGUCAUUGAAAAGGAUUCCUUUCCCAAGUUCAAUAUCAAGAAAUUGAACCCAAGAAAAUAAAAUGAUUUACUUAAGGUCACUUAGAUAUUGAAUGGAAGAACCAGAAUUUGAACACAAGGCGUCAGUCCCCUUCUGUAAUUUCUUUCACCUUAUCAUUUUGCUUCCCUAAAAAGUUGCCUGUAAAACACGUUUUAGCUAAAUAAUACUUUACAGUUAGAGCUGAAAAGAACCUGAGAGUUCAGCUGGAUCCACCUCUUCAAUUUGUAAAUGAGGGAAAUCGAGGCCCAGGGAAAUUGAAUAAUCACUUGUUUCCAAAGUCACACAGACAGUAAUCAAAUGUAGGGUCUGAACCCAGGACUUUGAACAGCAGAACAACUAUUUUGAGACCCAGUCUUGCCACUUACUGAAUGUGCUAAAGUUGGCUUACUUCUCUGGGUCUCAAUUUUCUCAUCAUAAAAUUAAAGUAUUGAAGUUUUUGCAUUCUAUGUUUUUACAUUGGAUGUCUCCCCAGGAUGCCACUUUUUUUUUUUAAGUCCACAACUGAAAAUGUCAUUUUUUGGUAUACUUACUUUUUUCUUAGAAAAGAAGGAGCAGUGAAGGUCUGUGGUAAGAUCCCAUAGGAGCACUGCAACUCCACAAUCUGGAACUUUUUUGUUUGUUUGUUUCCCACAAGUCUAGAAAGGUGCAAAGGUCUCAAGAUUGGGAGCUGAUUUUCACCAUCCUAGGCUUUCAUUAGGGAUAGAUAGGUGAGUUGGCCAGUGACUUGUCAUCUAUCAUGGACAAAUUAGAGGAGGCUUUGUCUUCAUUUACAUAUAUAUAUAAAAAGAAAUUUACAUAAACACAUUUAUAUAUAUAAAUAAAUUUAUACACACAUCAUUAUCUUCUGUCUUAGAAUCAAUACUAUGUAUGAGUUCUAGGACAGAAAAUUGGUAAAGGCUAGGCAAUUGGGGUUAAGUGACUUGCCUAGUCACACAGCUAGGAAGUAUCUGAGGUCAAAUUUAAACCCCAAACUUCCUGCCUCCAGCCUGGCUCUAUCCAUUGGGCCACCUAGCAGCCCCUGCAGCCAUUAAGUUUAGUAAGAGUGCUUUAAUUUGUUUAAAAAGAAAUGAGGACAAAAGAAAUGAGGGGGAGGGGCCUCUGAAAUUAAAUCCACAUUACAUGCUAAGUAAUUAAAUCUAUUAAGACUGGAUGUGAAAAAUAGAGACCUGCUCUCUUCCAAACAAAUUAAUUUUUUUUUUCCGAAUAGCUCUGUCAGUUGUGGACAGUUUAGCCCUUUCCUGAAGUUUAGCACUGUAUCUGUUGUAUUUUCCUCCCCGUCCCCUGACUCCCAGAAUAAAGGGGAAUAAGAACACAGUGUAUUCAGAGGUUUGGGGUGGAGGUGGGGCUGAUGGGGAGUGGUGGGGGCUGGGAGUAUUGGUUCAGUAAUCAAACCAGACGGAUACAAUCUUAAACCUGCAUACAGGAGUUUGGGGGUUUGAUUCGGCCGCCCUUCUCCUCAGCCCACUCUUGUGCUGAUCUCUCUGGGUGACCCUCUUUCCGCUUCCUCUCUCUACGCCUUCCAGCCCAACCGUGGAGAGCUAAGCUGCCGAAUGAAUCAGCCGCCCUCCAUCCUUAGCCUUGCUCCAAAGCAGCCUUUAGUCCCCGGUUUGGCCCGCCUGGCAGGAUGAGGAGGAAUUUCUGAUCCGGCCGGCUAGUUCCCAGUGAUGGGAAGAUAAUAAGAGCAAGUGAGCACCCCCCGCCCCGGCCUUUUCACUCAUCCAUCCCCUUUCCUUGACACCUCUGUCAUUAACGCGCCAGGUGCCUUGUCCUGGGGAAGGACUCCGCCCCUUGCAGUUUUUCGUGCCGAAUGCUGCCUGGUGCUUUUUCUAGUGCUGCCUUUGUUCGUGUUGGCUUUCAUUUCUUUCCUUUCCGACUGACCUCGCGUUCUCGUUGCUGUAUCAUUGUGGAGUAUGUAUUUAUUGUGUUUUACAUACCUGAAGAUAUUAUAUGUGUACAAAUACGAAGUUAUAUAUAAAUGAAAAAUGUCAACGCAUGAGCAUAUGUACAGUAGAUAUUUUAAAGAGCUAUUUAUCAAAAAGUGUGUUAUAAAGUAAACAGAGUCUAUAUUUUAUAUAUUAUGUAGAUAGCAAAAAAAAAAAUAGCAUUUAAGUUAUAGAAGAGGGAUUUUUUUCCUUUGGGUAGCAGAAAAGGACAAUGAAUGUGGCCAUUUUUGGUGUUUUGAGUCUUAGGAUUCUCAUGUUUUAGCAGCCAGACCGCUAGGAGAGGAAGCUUUUCUUCCCUACCUGGCCUCGUAGGGGCCACUAGCCCGGUUUCUAGGAGGGGCUCCCUUGGCAUUGCUCUGGGAAAUGUUGUUUGCCUCACUCAGCCACCUGGUAUGUGAUGCAUAAAACAUGGUUUCCGGCUGUUCUACAUGUUUGCAUUGAUGGGAUAAGGGAACUCAAAGUGGCAAAUAAAGACAUAAAAGAAGAAUGUAA
This is a messenger RNA of Monodelphis domestica (gray short-tailed opossum), 12866 nucleotides long. Lineage: Eukaryota; Metazoa; Chordata; Mammalia; Didelphimorphia; Didelphidae. The record is from RefSeq and is a predicted model, not a curated record.